AUGUGUAUUUUCAGUGACCGUUCGGAUUCGCGUAGCCAGACGCCGCCGCGUCGUCGAAGCCGCUCGAGGAAGUUUGGCGACAUUGAAAAUGUUUGGUUGGCAACUUAUCCGCCACUCUUCGCAUUCGUAACAUUCAAAACGAAGGAGGACGCCGAUGAUGCAUUGAAAGAGAUGAAUAACGCGUACAUUGGAAGAAACAGAAUCAAAGUGGCCACAGCCCAUCCGCCGCGAAAACCCGGUGACCGAGGCCCAGUGCGCCGUUAUAGUGGUGGAGGAGGAUAUCGAGGAGGCGGAGGGCCACGUUCAUAUGGUGGCGGCUAUGGCGGUGGUUACAGCAGCCGGGGUGGUGGUGGUGGUGGAUAUGGAGGCGGUUACGGCGCGCGUUCGGGGGGUUCUCGUUCGUACGGUGGAGGGGGCGGUUAUCGAAGCAGUUAUAGCAACGGUGGUGGUGACCGAAGUACACACUGUUUGUCUGUUAACUGA
Molecule: messenger RNA, 483 nt
Organism: Gongylonema pulchrum
Lineage: Eukaryota; Metazoa; Nematoda; Chromadorea; Rhabditida; Gongylonematidae
Source: the annotation of a GenBank genome assembly